AAAACUGAAGGCAUCACCCGGUCACAACGUCAUCUGCAUCUGCCAGGCUUUUUCUUCUUUCAGAUUCAUAUUAUUUUUUGCUUGAUGAAAGAAAUUCGAUUAUUUUAUUUUUGAAUGGAGAGGUGGAAUCAGAAUUGUAAUGGGUAUUGUCAUGAUUACCAAGACAAGGAUUAUAUUUUCCACCCUGUUUCCAAGUUCGAUACGCUGGUUGGCAUCGCCAUUAAAUACGGAGUAGAGGUAGCGGAUAUAAAGAAGAUAAAUGGGUUGUCUACAGAUCGUCAAAUGUUUGGUCUUAACUCACUUCAGAUUCCGUUGCCAGGGAAGCAUCGUCCUUCUCCUUCUUUGUCAAAUGGCCAUGAAGUUCCACGGUAUGUGUAUCAUGUGUUUGCUUCUAUGCAUUCAAACUUUAUGCAAACGAAUGGGAUUGAUGGCAUUCUUGUGUCCAAGAAUCAUCCUUUAUGGCAAUACACUAGUGACCAGACAUCACAACAGCAUCUGUAUCCAUGCCAGUCACUUGGACUGAAGCUGUCUCCCGAAAGGAAGGUCUCUCCAGCCAUGAGCUCUUUACAAGGUUACCAUGGACUUAAACCAACAGUAUCAGACCGUUUUGAGAAGACCGUUUACAGGAAAGGAGAAGAUCAAAAUCUGGAGGAUUUUUAUUUGCCUAAAUCCUUCCCAACUUUCAAUAUGCCUUUGGACAGUAACAGAAGAUCUAAAAGCUAUGCCAAUGUAAAUCAUGCUGACCACGGUGAACUGGAUGAUAACAUUAAUGUUGUCGAUGUUAGAAUAAGUGAACCUGAUGAAAGGAAUAAGAAACUGGUUAGGCGACGACAAAAAUCUGAAGUCGACUUAACUAGUCAGGUCCCAGAAAUGGUUUUGAAGGAGGAAAACGGUUGCUUGGAUGGAAAUCCAGCAAUAAUCGGAAAGAGGUUACUAUCGAGAACCAAAUCUGUAUUGGAAGAAGGGGCAGAGAAAAUUGGGUUGAAUCAUGUACCUUUUAUCUUGGGAGAUUAUCUUCUGGGUGACCAACUCUCUAGUGUAAAGAAGUCAUCAAGCACAUCCAAUCUACAGGAUCAGUCAUCCAUAUGGCCUACUUCGAAAUGGGAUUUACAGGCUCUUUCACCCGUGGCCAUCGCAAAACCAAUCUUCGAUGGAUUGCAAAACCCUAUAACUGGUCGAAGAAACAAAACUGCACUUGAUUAA
Messenger RNA from Mangifera indica (mango), 1203 nucleotides. RefSeq lists its product as uncharacterized. The coding region runs from base 115 to 1203 and encodes 362 amino acids. The record is from RefSeq and is a predicted model, not a curated record. The transcript has 4 exons. NCBI's taxonomy places the organism in Eukaryota, Viridiplantae, Streptophyta, Magnoliopsida, Sapindales, Anacardiaceae.